AUGGAGGAAGUACAUAUUGAUCAGAAUAUGAAUAUUGAAAUUGAAGACUAUAAGUCUAAAAAACAAUCAGAUAAUAAAUACGAUGAACCAUUAAAACUUUAUAAGAGAUUCAAAAAAGAGUAUGUUGAAAAAGAUAUUAAUGAUUAUAAAAUUUCAAGAACAUUCCUAUAUCAUUAUGCUGAAAAACUAUUAACCGAAAAAAGAUCACAUAAUACAGAGAAAUCUGGAUCAUGUCAUACUGACUGUAAAUGA
Molecule: messenger RNA, 252 nt
Organism: Racocetra fulgida
Lineage: Eukaryota; Fungi; Glomeromycota; Glomeromycetes; Diversisporales; Gigasporaceae
Source: the annotation of a GenBank genome assembly